Messenger RNA from Callithrix jacchus (white-tufted-ear marmoset), 10560 nucleotides. The record is from RefSeq and is a predicted model, not a curated record. NCBI's taxonomy places the organism in Eukaryota, Metazoa, Chordata, Mammalia, Primates, Cebidae.
GAGCGGGCGCGCCGGGAGGGCGCGGGUGGCCGCGCGGGGUCAGGGGGCUGGGGAUGAGCGUGGGGAGCGCGGCCCAGCUCGGCUGCUGCUGGGCGGUCUCCUGGGCGCGCCGCCGCGGGAGGAGCCGGGGCUGUCCGGGGAAUGCUUUCACUCGGCCCAAACAUGGCUGCGGCCCUGCGAGCCGCGGGCGCCCUGCUCCGCGAUCCGCUGGUGUCCGGCAGCUGGAGGGCCUGUCAGCCAUGGAGGUGGAAGUCGGGUGCAGCCGCAGCAGCUGCCACUGCAGAAACAGCCCAGCAUGCCCUGGGUGCAAAGCCUCAAGUUCAGCCGGAGAAGAGGAAGCCGAAAACUGGAAUAUUAAUGCUAAAUAUGGGAGGCCCUGAAACCCUUGGGGAUGUUCACGACUUCCUUCUGAGACUCUUCUUGGACCGAGAUCUCAUGACGCUUCCUAUUCAGAAUAAGCUGGCACCAUUCAUCGCCAAACGCCGAACCCCCAAGAUUCAAGAGCAGUACCGCAGGAUUGGAGGCGGAUCCCCCAUCAAGAUGUGGACUUCCAAGCAGGGAGAGGGCAUGGUGAAGCUGUUGGAUGAAUUGUCCCCCAACACAGCCCCUCACAAAUACUAUAUUGGAUUUCGGUACGUCCAUCCUUUAACAGAAGAAGCAAUUGAAGAGAUGGAAAGAGAUGGCCUAGAAAGGGCUAUUGCUUUCACGCAAUAUCCACAGUACAGCUGCUCCACCACAGGCAGCAGCUUAAAUGCCAUUUACAGAUACUAUAAUCAAGUGGGACGGAAGCCCGUGAUGAAGUGGAGCACUAUUGACAGGUGGCCCACACAUCGCCUCCUCAUUCAGUGCUUUGCAGACCACAUUCUAAAGGAACUGGACCAUUUUCCACUUGAGAAGAGAAGCGAGGUGGUCAUUCUGUUUUCUGCUCACUCACUGCCAAUGUCCGUGGUCAACAGAGGUGACCCGUAUCCUCAGGAGGUGAGCGCCACUGUCCAAAAAGUCAUGGAAAGGCUGGGGUACUGCAACCCCUUCCGACUGGUGUGGCAAUCCAAGGUUGGUCCAAUGCCCUGGUUGGGUCCUCAAACAGAUGAAUCUAUCAAAGGACUCUGUGAGAGGGGGAGGAAGAAUAUCCUCUUGGUUCCGAUAGCAUUUACCAGUGACCACAUUGAAACGCUGUAUGAGCUGGACAUCGAGUACUCUCAAGUUUUAGCCAAGGAGUGUGGAGUUGAAAACAUCAGAAGAGCAGAGUCUCUUAAUGGAAAUCCAUUGUUCUCUAAGGCCCUGGCCGACUUGGUGCAUUCACACAUCCAGUCAAACGAGCUGUGCUCCAAGCAGCUGAUGCUGAACUGUCCACUCUGCGUCAAUCCUGUCUGCAGGGAGACUAAAUCCUUCUUCACCAACCAGCAGCUGUGACCCCCGCCAGUGGACCCUGUGGCAUUAGGAUGCUUUGGUACCUUGGGGCCUUGUGGACCUCGGAAGGGACUGCCCUUCCCAGGGUUGGCUAUUUCCUACAGGUAACAAACAACUUCCCUGCAAGAUGCCUUUGAUAUGCAAACCAGCUCAUGCCAAGUCCAUUCCCCAAAUUGGCUCCUUUUGUCAGGCUCCGGAAACCCUAGAUAGCAUCCUCCUACCCAAAGUCAUCCUAGGGCCAGAUACCAUUCAACUAGGGACCACCCUGGUAGCCCAGAGCCUGCCCAAGUCAUUCAACCUAUCCAAUCCUAAACUCGCUCAGUGGCUUACCCUGCCUCACCUGUUCCUUCCCUUGAGAACCACAAAUGUAGACAAGAUUUCACCCAUGCUUUUCUCUCACUCCUGACUCCUGACCCAACUGGUGCCUCCCUCUGUGGCCCUGAAUGGUGUGGUGUGGUGUGUCCCCUUCUCUUGGGAACUGUAAGUAACAAACUAUCUUUUCAGUGGCAGUCAUCUCCUAAUCUGCUGGCCUUACCAUAUGACAUUGUUUGAAUAUUUGUCCUCUUCAAAUCUCAUGUUGAAGUGUAAUCCCCAGGGUUGGAGGUGAAGCCUGGUGGAGGUGUUUGGGUCAUCAGGCCGGGUCCUUCAUGAAUGGCUUAGUGCCACCCCCUUGGUGACCAGUGAGUUCUAGCUCUGAGUUCAUGUGAGAGCUGGUUGUUUAAAACAAUGUGAUACUUCCCCACUCACUCUCUUGCUCCUGAGCUCGCCCUGUGAGAUACCUGAUCUCUCUUCACCUUCUGCCAUGAGUGGAAGCUUCCUGAGGCCAUCACCAGAAGCAGGCACUAUGCACCAUGAUUCCUGUACUGUCUGCAGAACCGUAAGCCAGUGAAACCUCUUUUCUUUAGUAUUUACCCAGCCUCAAGUACUUUUUUUAUAGUAAUACAAGAACAGCCUAAUACACCAUCUCUGAAAAAGAAUAAGCUCCUGGGUACGAAACUCAGCAUCUGGCAAAGUACCUGUUACAUAGAAGGCAAGUGAUAACAUGCACAUGUAUGUUUAUUGCGGCAUGGUUCACAAUAGCAAAGACUUGGAACCAACCCAAACACCCAUCAGUGAUAGACUGGAUAAAGGAAAUGUGGUACAUAUACACCAUGGAAUGCUAUUCAGCCAUAAAAAAGAAUUAGUUCACAUCCUUUUCAGGGACAUGGAUGAAGCUGGAAACCGUCAUUCUCAGUAAACUAACACAAGAACAGAAAACCAAAUGCCACAUGUUCUCACUUAUAAGUGAGGGUUGACAAUGAGAACACAUGGACACAGGAAGGAGAACAUCAUACACUGGGACCUUUCGGGAGAUAGGGGACUAGGGGUGGGAUAGCAUUAGGAGAAAUACCUAAUGUAGACAACAGGUUGAUGGGUGCAGCAAACCACCAUGGCACGUGUAUACCUGUGUGACAAACCUGCACAUUCUGCACACUCAUCCCAGAACUUAAAGUAUAAUAAUAACAAUAAUAAAGAAGGCAAGUAAUAAAUACUUGCUGAAUUAAAUAUCUGAAUGGAUGGAUGGAUAGACAGAUGGACAGAUGGAUGGACAGAUGAGUGGGUGGGUGGAUGGUUGGAUGGAUGAGCAGACCCUCGAGAGUUUACAUAGGGGGCAUGGUAUGAAGUUAUAUGCCUGAUCCAGUCCUGAGUGAUGGAUGCCUAAGCUUGUCCUCCCAUGCUCCUUCCUCUGUCUUAAAAGCAACCACAGGCAAUUACAGUGGGAUAACCAAAUGGAGAAGCCAGGUGACUCCCUGAAAAAUAGCAAUCAGAAUGAGACCCAGGGCAGAAGAAAGGGUGUGGGUUCAGUGUCCCAGCUCUUGUGGGACACUGUUUGUAGGUAGAAAUGAUGGAGGGAUGUGCACUGACAUUGUGUCACUGUGCUGGGACUUGCUCUCCCUUCUCCUCACAGACUCUCUCUAUAGGAUGAAAGAUUCUGAGCACCAAAGAAUUGUUGUUCCAUCUAGUCAAACUGGGGGGAAACUGACAAACUCCAUCUUGGUUCAUUAGACCCAUGGAUGAAUUAUGAGACCUGGAGGGAAACCAUGCCUGGUGCACGCUUAAUGAACCCAAGGUCUCCAAUGAUAGAUGGAUGGAUGGAAGUGAACAUUCAUCUACUCUCACUUGUUCCAAUGAUGUCAUUUUUAACCAACAGUGAACUUCACCCAGAAACCAACCCGGACACAGAGCAGAGAUAAGGGGGGUGAGAGAGCCUCAGGAGGAAUGUUAACCAGAUUCCAGAAGCCUGCCAGUCAGUCCUGCUGCGAGUUCAUUUAAAUGCUCAGUUUAGCUCUUGAAUUAAAACAAGACAGGGCUAAAACUUUAAUCAAUCCAGUUCAGCCACCACACUCAGUCAUGAGCAGAGAAUAAAAUGAAGGUCACAGGAGAAGUCCAGGAGAAAGAAUUUGACAGUCUGUACAGAUGAAUGAGGUUAUGCCAAAUGGCCUUUGAGAUGAAAAGGAGGCCCUGGUCGGCAGUUCAUUUAGAACAAGAGUGGCCAUCUGUCGAUAGCUGGGGCCAGAUUCCCGAUCCUUCUUCUGGAGCAUGCAGGGGUGUGCUUGUGUCCGUGUGUGUGUGUCCGUGUGUGUGUGUGCAUGUGCUUACCUGCCAGAGUGGAGAGAUAGGUAAGAAGCUGCUAAAAAGAAAGAAGUCCUCUUCCAUGUUCACCUAGUUAGAGAUUUAUGUUUCUUAGCAACUAACUUCCAUGGAAGAUCCCUUCUUCCCUCCCUCUGUUCCUCCCUUCCUCCCUCCCUCUCUCUCUCUCUUUUUUCUUUCUUUUUCUCUUUUCCUUCCUUCCUUCCUUCCUUCCUUCCUUCCUUCCUUCCUUCCUUCCUUCCUUCCUUCCUUCCUUCCUUCCUUCCUUCCUUCCUUCCUUCGUUUUUCUUUUUUAUAGAGUCAGGAUCUUACUCUGUUGCCCAGGCUGGAGUUCAGUGGUACAAGUAUGGCUUGCUGUGGCUUCAACUUUUUAGAUUCAAGUGGUUCUCCAACCUCAGCCUCCCAAGCAGUUGAGACUAUAGGUAUGUGCUAUCACACCUGACUGAUUUUUUUUUUUUUUUUGUAGAGAGGGUCCCGCUAUGUUGCCCAGGCUGGUCUCAUAUUUCUGGCCUCAAGUGAUCCUCCUGCCUUGACCUCCCAAAGUGUUGGGAUUACAUGCAUGGGCCACCAUGCCUGGCCUUAAUUCAUAUUUCAAUGUUCGAGUUACUUCUUCACAUAAUCAGUUGAUUUUAGCCUGAAUUCCUGAGCUCAAGGAAGGUGUGGCGAUUUUGAAAGCAGUGCCUAUACCUGGUGGCGGCCACGGCAGCAGCGAUGUGGCCUUAAGUAGCAGCAAGGAUGCUGUAUUAGCCAGGGGUCUCUAGAGGAACAGAACGAACAGGAUAUAUGUAUAUAUGAAGGCAGUUUAUUAAGGAGAAUUGAUUCACACGAUCACAAGGUAAAGCUCCCCGAUAGGGACAGCAAGGUAAGGAAUAAGGAAGCUAGUGGUGAUCAGUCCGAGUCCCCAAACCUCAAAAGAAGGGAAGCUGAUGGUGCAGCCUUCAGUCUGUGGCCAAAGGCCCAGGAGCCCCUGGCAAACCACUGGUGUAAGUCCAAGAGUCCAAAAGCUGAAGAACUUGGAGUCUGAUGCUUGAGGGCAGGAAGCGUCCGGCACAGGAGAAAGAUGAAGACUGGAAGACUCAGCCAGUCUGCUCUUGCAUCUUCUCCUGCCUGCUUUAUUCUAGCCACACUGGCAGCUGAUUAGUUGGUGCCCACCCAGAUUGAGGGUGGGUCUGCCUUUCCCAGUUCACUGACUCCAAAUCUCUUUUGGCAACACCCUCCCAGACACAUCCAGGAAGAGUACUUUGCAUCUCUCAAUCCAAUCAAGUUGACAAUAUUAACCAUCACAGAUGUAAAGCAGGGGAAAGGGAUGCCAGGGUCCAGAAACCAGCUUCUCCUCUGAACUUUCCUCAGUACCCUGCAAGCAAAGGUAUGGGAAGAGCCAACUGUCUGCUGUGGCUUAGGAAAAGCCCAGAGUUAGGGAAUGAAAGGACACAGAGGCUAGUGGUGCGGAGCCAGGAGGAUGCAGUGGAGGCCUUGAGGACCGUCAGCCACAUCCAAACACUGUCCCCCCUGGGCACCCUACUCUCAUUGCCUUGACCCCUCAGUGCCCUCUGGGACUCAGACUCCUCGUUGGGAAAGGAGGGGAGAGACCCUGUGUUAAUUGAGGCUGCCUCCGUCCCGUCUAUCCAGACAGCCCAUCCACUGUGCCUUGGCCUCCCUGUUCUCUCUCUGACUUUCUCCUACCAUCUCUUUCCCUCUCUCUCACCUGCUCCAGCCACACUGGUCUGGCAAUGCCAAGACAGUCUCCUGUCUCAGCCUUUGCAGUCAUUCUUCCUACUUCUUGGAAUGCUCUGUGCCCAAAUAUGCUCAAGGCUCCCUUUCCACUUCAACUGCUCAAAUAUCAGGUUUUCAGAAAGGCUUUCUCUGACUAUCUUAUUUAAAAUAAUGCCACCAUCCAUCACUCUCAGUCCUGUUUAAUUAUCUUCAAAGCAUUUAUCACCACUGACAUCAUAUACAUGUAGGCACACACACACACACACACACAUGCACAUAUAUGUGUGUGUAUAUAUAUAUGUGUGUAUAUGUGUGUAUAUAUGUGCAUGUGUGUGUGCCUAUAUAUAUGUGUGUAUAUAUGUGCCUGUGUGUGAUAUAUAUGUGUGACACACAUACACACAUAUCUCAGAGAUAUUGUGGAUUUAGUUCUAGACCUCCACACUAAAGUGAAUAUCAUGAUAAAGUGAGUCACACACAUUGCCCAGAUCCAUCAGAGGAAUCACUAUGGUAGCUAUAUAGCCUUAUAAAAUGUAUUUCUUAAAUAAUACAACUUGAAGGUCAAAAUUACUCCUUGAUCCAUAAGCUUCAGGAUAGAUUUUGUGUUAUCAGGCGUGAAAACAAUAUCAAUCUUCUUGUAUAUCUCCAUCAGAGCUCUUUGGUGUUUAGAUGCAUGGUAAAUGAAUAGUAACAUUUUGAAAGGGUUUUUUUGUUUGUUUGUUUCUGAGCAGUAGGUCUCAACAGUGGGCUUAAAAUGUUCAGUAAACCAUGCUAUAAGCAGAUGUGCUAUUAGCCAGGCUUUGUUGUCUCAUUUACGGAACACAGGGAGAGUAGAUUUAGCAUUGUUCUUAAAGGUCAUAGGAUUUUUCAGAAUGGAAACUGAGCAUUGGCUUCAACUUAAAGUCAUCAGCUGCAUUAGACACUAACAAGAGAGUCAGCCUGUCCUUUGAAGCUUUGAAGCCAGGCAUUGACUUCUCCUCUCUAGCUAUGAAAGCCCUAGAUGCAUCUUCUUCCAAUAUAAUGGUGUUUGAUUUACAUUGAAAAUCUGCUAGUGUGACCACUUUCAUCAAUAAUCUUAGUUAGAUCUUCUGGAUAAUUUGCUGUAGCUUCUCCAUCACCACUUGCUGCUUUACCUUAAGUGGUGACAUUUUUAUCCUAUGAAAAUGGCUCCUUUCCUUAAACCUCCUGAACCAAACUUUGCUAGCUUCCAACUCCUCUUCUCUUCCUCUCUUUCUUCUUCCUUUUCUUCUUAUUCCUCUUCCCCUUCUCCUCCUCCUCCUUCUUCUUUCUUUUUCCUUUUUCUCUUCUUCUCUUCUUCUUUCUCCUGCUCCUCCUCCUCCCUCUUCCUCCUCCUCCUCCACCUCCUCCUCCUCCCCUCCACUCUCCUCUUCCCCUCUCAGUGUUUAUAGAAUUGAAGAGACUUAGGGCCUCGUUCUGGAUUAGGCUUUGGCUUAAGGGACUGCUGUGGCUGGUUGGAUCCUCUAUCCAGACCAACUACAACUUUCUCUACAUCAGUAAUAAGGCUGUUCCACUUUCUUAUCAUUUGUGUGUUUACUGGAGUGGCAUAUUUAAUUUCUUUCAAAAACCUUUCCUUUGCAUUUUCAACUUGACUAACUGGCACAAGAGGCUUAGCUUUCAGCCUGUCUUGGCUUUCAAUGUGUCUUCCUCACGGUUUAAUCACUCACGGCUUUUGAUUUAAAGUGAGAGUCGUGUGACUUUUCCUUUCACUUAAACACUUAAAGCCCAUUCUAGGGCCAUUCAUUGGCCUAAUUUCAAUAUUUGUGUGUCUCAGGGCAUAAGGAGGCCGAAUAGUCAGAACACAUAACAUUCAUCUGUUAAGUUUGCCAUCUUUUAUGGGCGCGGUUAGUGGUACCCAAAAACAAUUAUAGUAGUGACAGCAAAGAUCGCUGAUUACAGAUCAUCAUAACAUAAAAGAAUAAUAAUGAAAACGUUCAAAAUACGACAAGAAUUGCCAAAAGGUGAUACAGAAUCAUGAAGUGAGCACAUGCUAUCAGAAAGAUGGCCCCAACAGACUUGCUCCAUGCAGGGCUGCCACCGACCUUCAUUUGUAAAAUAGACAAAAUCUGAGGCGCACUGCGAGAGGCGUGCCUACAUAUUUACUUAUUUGUUUAUGUCUAUUUCCUCCAUUAGAACAUCAUUCCACAGAAGCAAUGAUUUGGUCUUUUUCAUUCAUUGCCGUAUCCACAGUGCUCAGGACAGCCCCUGUGCAGGAACCCCUCCUGAAUGAGCGGCGGGUGUGCACAGCCUUCUCCACUGCACUGCAUGGACGUGAGCAGUGUAGGGAAUGCAGCUUCCAUUUGCCCCUUGUGGCUCCUGUCGCAGCCUUCUGCCUUCAGGACCCACCAUUUAAGCCUCUUCUUCCUUCUCUACCUCUCCACUGCCUCAGUCCAGAGAAACUUUAUCCAGCCUGGGGCAGGACUGUCUGGCUCUGACUGAUCACAUAUUCUUCCAAAUCUAUUAUUUAUACCUAAACUGUAUGCCCUGAGUCUUUCAGGCCUGAGGCUUCUUAUGCUCAAAAGCCAGGCUUUGAAAUACAGAAAGCGUCUUCCCUUCUUAAAACUAUGGUCUCUGCUGUGAGUUUCCAGAAGCCUAUUUUGUAACGCAGAAGUGAAAGCUUGAUUCCUUUUACUGCAUUUUGCAAUGUCAUCACUUCACUAAUGCGGGCGUGUGAAUGUCCCUGCGGCUGCCUACAUCAGAAGUCAGGCCAAAGGGUGAAAAAGUAGGGUGAGGUUUCAGAUCAAAAUAUUAUCUGCCACAUACUCUAUAAUAUAACGACACUCACUAAGUAUUGCAAGUGUAAAUGAGCUUGGAAGCACUUUCUAGUUGGUGCCACAGCAUUAGCAAACAAAGCUAAAAAUAAAACGCAGUGUUGCUGGGGGUGUGGGAAACACCAUGCAUUGGUGUUUCCAUACAUAGAUCCAUUUCCUCCCUGUAUCUGCACCCCAGUGCAGCAUCCAAUGUUUCUGGAAAGCAGUCUGGUAAUAGCAUAAUGACAACUGUGAACAUUAUUCCCUGCUAAUGCAUUGGUAAUACCACUUUGGGGAAUAUACUCCAUAAACAUAAGCCAAAAGGAGCAAAUGAAAAACCGUAAUUUUUUGCAAGAUAAUCAUGGCAUUAUCUAGAAACAAUGAAAAUCUCCAAGAGAGGAAAUUGGUUAAGCACUAUGACCUGUCAAGACAAUGGGAUAGAAGCUAAGUCUUUGGGCUUAGGGUAGGACAACUUUGGGAAGGGUAGGUUACUUUAACAAAUAACCACAAAUCUUGGUGGCCUAGUACGAUAAAAGUUUAUUUUUUACACUCAUUGCAACUCAAUGUGGAUCUGUAGGGGAGAGGGGUUUCUGUAUGCCAUCACUCAGGGUCCUAGGCUUCUGUGUUUAGUGGCUCUACCAUUUCCUCCCUGUAUUUGGUAGAUCCAUGAGGGAAGACAGGGAGAACAGAGGAUUGCAGGGGAGGCUUCAGGAGACAGAUUCGGAGGUCUGGAGGCAACAUUACUUCUACCCACAUUCUAGGAGUCAGAACCCAGUCACAUGGCCACAUCUAACUACAAGGGAGUCUGGGAAAUGUAGUCUUGCUAUCAGCACAGGGUGAAGAGGAAUUGUUUGGUGAACACAUAGCAAUGAUUGCCACACUGUCAAUGGGAUAUGCAUGUUGACUAUGCUGACACAUGGGCACUUAAAGAUUAAAUCAUAUUAAAUUGACAAAGCUAAACACAGAAACACUAAUUAGGACUGAUUACUAAUAACUAUGUAAUUGCAAUUAUGUAUACUGACCAAUUCAGAAGUGAUUUUAAAGUACUGUGGGUUUUGUAGUUGUAUGUUUUGUCCUUACUGUAAAAUAAAAGUUCACAGGGCAGAAAAUACAGUGGUUAUGGAUUCAUGUGACCAGAUGUGGAGUUCCAUUAUGAUGUUUACCUUUUUGAGACUUUUCCAUUAAAAACACAAAAGCUUGUUUGCAGCAACAUGGGUGAACCCAGAGGUCAUUGUGCCAGAUUGUGAAAUAAGCCAGAUAUGGAAGGACAAAUACUGUUUGAUCUCACACAUAUGUGGAAUCUAAAAAGUUAAACACAUUGAGGCAGAGCUUAGAGCAGCAGUUGCCAGGGAGUGGGGGCUGGAGAAAACAGGAAGAUGUUGGUCAAAGGGUUCAACCUUUCCAUUAUAAGAUGACCAAGUGCUGGAAAUCUAAUGGACAGCAUGGAUGGUAAUGGAUGUGUUAAAUUAAUUAGAUGGGGGUUAUCAUUAUACAAUGUAUACAUAUAUCAAAUCAUCUCAUUGUACACCUUGAAUAUAUUCAAUCUUCGUUAAUUUUUUUUUUUUCCUGAGACAGAGUCUCACUCUGUUGCCCAGUCUGGAGUGCAGUAGUGCGAUCUUGGCUCACUGCAACCUCCACCUCCUGAGUUCAAGUGAUUCUCCUGCCUCAGCCUCCUGAGGAGCUGGGACUACGGGCAUGUGCUGCCACGCCUGGCUAAUUUUUGUAUUUUUAGUAGAAACAGGGUGUCACCAUAUUGGCCAGGCUGUUCUUAACCUCCUGACCUUGUGAUCUACCUGCCUUGGCCUCCCAAAGUGCUGGGAUUACAGGCAUGAGCAACCCCGCCCUGCUGUGUUAGUUAAAUAUUUCAAAAUAAAAAGAAAUUAAAAAAUAUAAAUGGUGUGUCAGUAUGAAAAAAUAAAAAGAGGGUUUUCUUGAUUGUAUUUUUCUGAUUAUAAAAUAAAUACCUGUUAUUGUAAAAAAUUAGAAAAAUGUUUUUUAAGGUAUGUAUCGUUAUUCAGCUCACUGGUAAACACAAUUGAUU